Mesitornis unicolor (brown roatelo) is the source of this 231-nucleotide messenger RNA. RefSeq names its product phosphatidylinositol glycan anchor biosynthesis, class Y (gene PIGY). The transcript has a single exon. The record is from RefSeq and is a predicted model, not a curated record. The coding region runs from base 1 to 231 and encodes 76 amino acids. NCBI's taxonomy places the organism in Eukaryota, Metazoa, Chordata, Aves, Mesitornithiformes, Mesitornithidae.
AUGGCCAGAGGAGCCAUGCUCCCCUCCCUGCCUACGCUGACCGUCCUGGUUCCCCUCCUGUCCCUGGCGGGGUUGUUUUACUCGGCCAGCGUCGAUGAAACCUUCCCGCAGGGCUGCACCAGCACCAACAGCUUAUGUUUCUACAGCCUCCUCCUUCCCAUUACAAUACCAGUUUAUGUAUUCUUCCACCUGUGGACCUGGAUGGGGAUUAAGCUUUUUAGGCACAACUAG